AUGAGUCAAUCAUUGGAAGAAAGACUUCGAGCCAAUUCUAAUGCCUUUGAUGGUUUAUUAUCAUUAAUACCAGCAAAAUAUUACUAUGAUGAAAAGACACAAGACCAGUGGAAAGCGAAAAAGAAAAGUAAAAUGCAAAUGAAAGAGGACAAGUUGAAAAAGUUAGAUCCUGAGCAACAAAAUGAUGAAACUGGAACUGCUUUGGAUGUUUUGAAAAAAAGAGAAAAAUCGGCCAAACCUGUUAGAUUACCUGGUCAAGGUCUUAGAUCUUCCAGAAUUACUAUUACUUCAGAAGACAACAGCAAAGAAGGAGGAGAAGAAGAGGAAGAAGAAGAGGACGAAGAAGAUGUUGAAAAAGCACCAAUACAUGUACAGGUCGAGGAAUCUGAAGAUGUAAGUGACAAUGAAUCUAUUAAUAUUAUUUUUGAUGAUGAAGGCAAUGAAAUCGAACUGAAUAAUAAUCAAUCCAACAUAAAUAAAGCUAAUGAUGAUGAAGGUGGAGAUACGGAUAAAGAUAAAGAUAAAGAUAAGGAUAAGAAAGAUGAAUCUGAGAAUGAAGUAAAAUUACAAAAACAAAAGAAUUUGGAAUUGUUACGUGCAAAAUUACAAGCAAAAAUUCAGAAUAUGAGAAAUAAAAGAAAGGCACCAGGUACUAACGUUGAUGGUGCUCCUGUAUCUAGGGAAGCAAUUCUUUUACAAAGAAAACGCAAACAAGAGUUGAAACAACAGAGAAAGUUACAAGAUUUAGACAAUUCUGAUACUAAUUCGGAAUCUGAUACCGAUGAUGAAAAUGAUUUAGAUAUCGAAAGCGGCCCAAUGGCUAAAAAAUUAAAGAAAGAUACUAAAAACAAAGAAGAGGAUGAAGCUGCUAAUGCUGACGGUGUCAUGUAUCAAAGUAUUAUGUUUAAUGAUGGUGUGCGUACAACCUCGGAUUUACAAAGACUAAGAAAAUCUAAUCAAGGUAAGAAAAAGGGUCCAUCGAAACAUGAUUACAAAGCACAAUUGAAAAUCCUAGAACAACGGAAACAGAAAUUACAAUCAAAGGAUGAAUUAGAACAAAUCAAAACUAUAGAGAAGAACAAAUGGCAAAAAGCGAUGUUACAGGCUGAAGGUGUUAAACUAAAAGAUGAUGAAAAAUUGAUUAAAAAGGCAAUAAAGAGGAAAGAAGCUAAAAAGAGGAAAUCUGCUAUUGAAUGGAAUGAACGUAAAAGAGCUGUUGAAAUAAAUAAACAAGAAAGAGCCAAAAGAAGAGAAGAAAAUUUAAGGAUUCGUAAAGAAAAUAAAGGUGUUAAAAGAUCCAAACAACAAAAGAUGAAACGUAAAUUUAAAAGUAUUAUAACACCAAAGAAAAGAGCUGGGUUUGAGGGUCGUUUAAAAAGGAAAUAG
Molecule: messenger RNA, 1386 nt
Organism: Arxiozyma heterogenica
Lineage: Eukaryota; Fungi; Ascomycota; Saccharomycetes; Saccharomycetales; Saccharomycetaceae
Gene: RRP14
Product: ribosome biosynthesis protein RRP14
Exons: 1
Coding region: 1-1386 (461 amino acids)
Biological process (GO): ribosomal large subunit biogenesis; ribosomal small subunit biogenesis
Cellular component (GO): nucleolus
Molecular function (GO): DNA binding; RNA binding
Source: RefSeq, a predicted model, not a curated record